CCAACUUUUUCAAAUCUCUCUACUUAAAACGACACGCUAAUCGUAUAAACGACACUAUCUAACCCUCAAAACGACGCUCAACUUCAAUUCCAAAAAUCCCACAUUCCUCCGAAACUUCCUACCAAUCUUCGCAUUCAUCAUCUAUCUCUCUCUAGAAUUUCCCAUUUUCUCUCUCUAGAAAAACCCACCAAACCCAGGAAGAGAGAGAGAGAGUGAAAGAGUGGCGGGAAGAGAGAGAAAGUGAGUGUUAAUGGAGCAAUCAGUAUUGGAUGACGUCAUCCGUCGUCUACUGGAAGUAAGAGGUAGACCAGGGAAGCAAGUUCAGCUUUCUGAGUCUGAGAUCCGUCAAUUAUGUUUACAAUCUAAAGAUAUUUUUAUGAAACAGCCUAAUCUUCUUGAACUUCAAGCACCUAUUAAAAUUUGCGGUGAUAUACAUGGUCAAUAUUCUGAUCUUCUAAGACUUUUUGAAUAUGGUGGAUUUCCUCCUCAAGCAAACUACUUAUUUUUGGGUGAUUAUGUUGACAGAGGCAAACAAAGCUUGGAGACUAUUUGUCUUCUUCUUGCGUAUAAGAUAAAGUACCCUGAAAAUUUCUUCCUCUUGAGGGGAAACCAUGAGUGUGCUUCAAUAAAUCGUAUAUAUGGAUUCUAUGACGAAUGCAAGAGAAGAUUUAAUGUUAGGUUAUGGAAAGUCUUCACUGAAUGCUUCAACUGUUUACCAGUUGCAGCCCUUAUUGAUGAGAAAAUUCUGUGCAUGCAUGGAGGCCUCUCACCUGAUCUGCACAAUUUGGACCAGAUACGAAAUAUGCAGCGGCCUACUGAUGUGCCUGAUACAGGUUUGCUGUGUGACCUUCUCUGGUCAGAUCCUAGCAAAGAGGUCCAAGGCUGGGGUAUGAAUGAUAGGGGAGUUUCAUAUACAUUUGGUUCUGACAAGGUGACAGAAUUUCUUGAGAAGCAUGAUUUAGACCUUGUUUGCCGUGCACAUCAGGUAGUGGAGGAUGGAUAUGAGUUUUUUGCAGAUCGGCAGCUUGUAACAAUAUUUUCUGCCCCUAAUUAUUGUGGAGAGUUUGAUAACGCUGGUGCUAUGAUGAGUGUGGAUGAAACUCUGAUGUGCUCAUUCCAGAUAUUAAAGCCUGCAGAAAAGAAAUCAAAGCUUUUAGGUAGCAGUACUACUACUGCUAAGCCUGGUAAUGGAGUCAGCUUUUUUGGGAGCACUACAACCAUGAAAUCUGGAACUUCUCUCCCAGGGGUCAAGUCAUAUGGUGCUUAAGUAUGAUAGGCGGUGGUUUUUUUCCGAAAUGACAAUUCACAGUACAAAGUUCCCCUAUGCUGUGACUUUUAGUGGACAUGAUUAGCACAAACCGUGGAGACUGGAGAGUACAAAUUUGGUUUACUACGGUCUGUUAAUUGUACAAAUGAGAAAGAGUAUCUUAUAUGUGAUGUAAGGGAUAAUUUUUCUUGGCAGAAAGUACAGGGCUGGGAUUUAUGGAAGAGGGUGCUUGUCAUUCCCUUCUGUUGUAUAGACUGGCUGCUGUCAUGGUUGCCGCUGCUACUUGUAUGUACGCUUGAAAUCACAUCUCUGUCUCUCUCCCGCUAUUAUGUACUGUCUUUUCUUCUGAGAAUGUAAACAGGUCCUAACUUGUCUGCAGCAUUGGCAACCCUGUUACAAGGUAACCACAGUUAUUUAGUCUCUCCUUUCUGUAUUUUCUUGAACUACUGUAUACUCCUACCCCUUCUCUUUUGUUGCUUUAUAAAACAGCAUUACCGAUCUGCAUGUGUAUUUUAUAUUUCAAAGCAUGGUCGGUUUAUAGACCUUGAUAAUAAAAUUUUAUACAUCCAUGUGAUGCUAGCUUUA
This is a messenger RNA of Chenopodium quinoa (quinoa), 1852 nucleotides long. RefSeq names its product serine/threonine-protein phosphatase PP1-like. Bases 251 to 1267 code for a protein of 338 amino acids. NCBI's taxonomy places the organism in Eukaryota, Viridiplantae, Streptophyta, Magnoliopsida, Caryophyllales, Amaranthaceae. The record is from RefSeq and is a predicted model, not a curated record. Gene Ontology annotation, cellular component: cytoplasm; nucleus. The transcript has 4 exons. Gene Ontology annotation, molecular function: protein serine/threonine phosphatase activity.